AAGGUCUUUUUCCUUCUUGUGGUUUUGAGCUUAUGUCUUGUCAACUUCAGUUGAUAUGGCGUCUCAGUCUCACACCUACAAAUAUUUGAAUUUUGGCCUGAUAUGUGCACAUCUCUGACCUUCUUGUGUCGCAGAUAAAAUCCAGUGAUUGAAACCGUAGCCAUACUUUCACAAGAACACAAUGGGGUAUGGCAAUUCAAGAUCUGUUAGGUUUAAAGAUGAUCUUGAAUUAGCCAAGCUCCCAACAGCCAAUGAGGAUGGUGUAAUUAAGCUCACACACAACAUUGAUAGAACACAAAUAUCAGAGUCUAGUUGCAAGAAAGCUGAGAAGGAGAUGCCUUUGAAGGCUGGAGGUUCCUUGAAAGCUAAAGUAUUGUCCAGAGUUUUCUCUGAGGACUAUGAGGGAGUGAAGAAGAAGAUAUUUGAUCCUCGAGGACCAACAGUUCGCAGAUGGACCAAGAUUGUUUUAGUAGCUUGCCUGGUUUCUUUGUUUGUAGACCCUCUAUUCUUUUACUUGCCAGUAGUCUCAAAUGAAGCUUGCAUAGUUAUUGGAAUACCCCUUGAAAUUACCCUUACAAUUAUUAGAACAAUAGCUGAUAUUUUUUACAUGAUUCAGAUUUUCAUUCAUUUUCAAACUGCUUAUGUCGCGCCUUCUUCCCGUGUUUUCGGAAGAGGAGAGCUUGUCAUAGAUUCAAAAAAAAUUGCAGUAAGGUACCUUAAACAGCACUUCUGGAUUGAUCUCAUUGCUGCCCUGCCUCUUCCCCAGUUGUUGAUUUGGUUUGUUAUCCCCAAUCUUGGUGGUUCAACAAUGGCAAAUACUAAAAAUGUCCUUCGGUUCAUCAUCAUUUUUCAGUACCUCCCACGACUUUUUCUUAUCCUUCCACUUUCAUCAAGAAUUAUUAAUGCCAAUGGUGUUGUGACUGAAACUGCAUGGGCAGGAGCUGCUUAUAAUCUAAUGCUAUACAUGCUGGCAAGCCAUGUUUUAGGAGCUUGCUGGUAUCUUCUAUCAAUUGAGCGGCAAGAAGCAUGCUGGAGAAGUGUUUGUAAUCUAGAGAAUCCUUCUUGUCGAUAUGAAUAUUUUGAUUGCCACAAGAUGCAUGACCCCCUUAGGGAAUCCUGGUUCAAAUCAAGCAAUGUCACAAAGCUUUGUAAUCCCGAUACUGAUUACUAUCAGCUUGGUAUAUUUGGCGAUGCUUUGACAUUUGGCGUUACAACUUCAACAUUCUUCAAUAAAUACUUUUACUGUCUUUGGUGGGGCUUAAAGAACCUGAGUUCACUAGGGCAAAAUCUCUCAACAACUACUUAUGUAGGUGAAAUAACGUUUGCCGUCAUUGUCGCAACACUUGGUCUGGUUCUAUUCGCGUUGCUCAUUGGGAACAUGCAAAGAUACUUACAAUCAACAACAGUUCAUUUAGAAGAGUGGAGAAUAAGGAGGACGGAUACAGAACAAUGGAUGCAUCACAGGCAGCUGCCACCAGAGCUAAAACAGUCUGUACGGAAAUAUGAUCUGUACAAGUGGGUGGCUACAAGAGGAGUUGAUGAAGAGGCUCUUCUCAAAGGUCUUCCUAUGGAUCUCCGAAGAGAUAUCAAGCGCCAUCUUUGCCUUGAUUUAGUUCGACGAGUUCCAUUAUUUGAUCAAAUGGAUGAAAGGAUGCUAGACGCAAUAUGUGAGAGGCUGAAACCUGCAUUGUCUACUGAAGGAACAUUUCUUGUCCAUGAAGGUGAUCUUGUCAAUGAGAUGCUUUUCAUAAUUCGUGGCCAUCUUGAUUCUUACACCACCAAUGGUGGUCGUACUGGAUUUUUCAAUUCGUGCCGUAUUGGUCCUGGUGAUUUUUGUGGCGAAGAAUUGCUGACAUGGGCAUUAGAUCCAAGAAAAAGUAUCAUCCUCCCAUCAUCUACUCGCACGGCCAAGGCCAUUUCAGAAGUUGAGGCAUUUGCACUGAGAGCAGAAGACUUAAAGUUUGUAGCCUCACAGUUUAGAAGACUACACAGCAAGCAACUAAGACACAAGUUCAGGUUCUACUCACAUCAAUGGAGAACAUGGGCUGCAUGUUUCAUACAAGCGGCAUGGCAUCGGUAUAAGAAACAAAAGGAAGCAGCUGAACUCAGAGCUAGAGAAAACCCCACAGCAGCUGAACCUGAACCUACUUCAGCAGGCUCAGGCUUAACUAUGUAUGCUGCGAGGCGUGCAACAAGCACUAGAAGGGGCAUCAUUAAUCAUUCUGGCUCGGAUGAAAGUGUUGUGAGCUCUCUUCAGAAGCCAGCAGAACCAGAUUUUUCGGUUGAUGAGGACUGAGUUACAGAACUUUUGAAAUCAGCCUCAACUUUUUAUGUACAAAUUAGCAGCUGGUUUACAUUAGUUUGUUUUUUGCGCAUUGCUUCAAUUAUAUUUGUGCCAUUAUGUGUCUAAAACAUUAUGAGCUAAUAAUUAGGGGAUCGUGUUAGACGUUAAAGUUAAGUUUACUGUCAAUUUUGCAGAACAAUAUAAGGAACAUAUUUAACUUGGUAUAUUACUUUGUUUGAAUAUUUGCAUGAGUGUGCUACAA
Messenger RNA from Hevea brasiliensis (rubber tree), 2546 nucleotides. RefSeq names its product protein CNGC15b. Gene Ontology annotation, biological process: potassium ion transport; transmembrane transport. NCBI's taxonomy places the organism in Eukaryota, Viridiplantae, Streptophyta, Magnoliopsida, Malpighiales, Euphorbiaceae. The record is from RefSeq and is a predicted model, not a curated record. Gene Ontology annotation, cellular component: membrane. The transcript has 7 exons. The coding region runs from base 182 to 2296 and encodes 704 amino acids. Gene Ontology annotation, molecular function: voltage-gated potassium channel activity.